Molecule: messenger RNA, 1482 nt
Organism: Diaporthe citri
Lineage: Eukaryota; Fungi; Ascomycota; Sordariomycetes; Diaporthales; Diaporthaceae
Exons: 4
Coding region: 1-1482 (493 amino acids)
Molecular function (GO): monooxygenase activity; heme binding; oxidoreductase activity, acting on paired donors, with incorporation or reduction of molecular oxygen
Source: RefSeq, a predicted model, not a curated record
AUGAAUCUCCUCCAAUCAGGUCUCGCUCUGGCAGUCUUGUCAAUACUCUGGUAUCUGACAACCGCCGUGCUCUCAUGGUACCGCCUCCGACACAUCCCAGGCCCCUUCCUCGCGCGGUUCUCCUACCUCUGGCUGGCAUGGCUCCAGCAGAGCGGCCGCCAGUACUACAUCGACCGCGACGAGCUGACCAAGUACGGGCCCCUCGUCCGCGUGGGCCCCAACGAGCUCUCGACGAGCGACCCGGAGGUCCUGCGCCGGCUGACCUCGGCGAGGUCCCAGUACACCCGGGACGCCUGGUACACGGGCGGCCGCUGGAACCCGUACGCGCACACCAUGUUCACGACGCUGGACACCAGGGCCCACGACGACAUCAAAUCCAAGACGGCCAUCGGCUACGGCGACAAGAACUCGGCGCUGGAGCCGGGCGUCGACGCCCAGGUCGUCUCACUCGUACGACUGAUCCGUGAAAAGUACCUGACCGGCACGAAGCUGCUCGACUUUGGGACGCUGACGUCGUAUUUCACCAUGGACGUCAUCACGAAGGCCGGGUUCGGUGAGGCGUUCGGGUACCUCGAGAAAGAGGAAGAUCUGUUCGAUUUCCUCGGCGGCGUACGGGAUAACUGGCAUUUUAUGGGCAUAACAUUAGAUGUGCCCUGGCUACGGGAUUUGUUUUAUUCUCCGUUUUUCCUCAAGCUGAUCGGCCCAAGGAUGACGGACAAAAAAGGGCUCGGCAGGCUUAUGAAAGUAGGCCACGACGUGAUAGAGAAGCGGAUGGCAAAGCCGAAGAGCGCGCAAAUAGACGACAUGCUGGGUUCCUUCAUGUCCCACGGCCUGACCCAGGAACAAUGCGAGAAUGAGGCCCUCUUCAUGAUCGUAGCCGGCUCCGAGACCACAGCCUCCGUCAUUCGCGUGACCGUCCUGCACAUCAUGUCUGCACCACUGGUGUACAACCGUCUCAAGCAGGAGAUCAAGAAAGCACUCAACGAUGGCAGGGUCGCCCACCAGCCGAUCAGGAUAGAAGAAGCGAAGCGGCUUCCUUACCUCCAGGCUGUCAUAUACGAGGGAAUGCGCAUGCGGUCGCCCGCGCCAGGACUAUACCCCAAGGCCGUACCAGCGGGAGGCGACACCCUCUGCGGAAAAUUCGUACCCGAGGGAACAGCGAUCGGAAUGAACACUUCGGCAAUGCUGGCCAGCACGAAACUUUUUGGGGAAGACGCCAAUCUGUUCCGGCCCGAAAGAUUCCUCGAGGUCGACGAGGUCAAGAGGGCCGAGAUGCAGCGCAACGUCGAGUUGAUAUUCGGAACUGGCCGCUGGAUGUGUGCGGGCAAGCCCGUCGCUCACAUGGAGCUGAACAAGAUAUUCUUUGAGCUCUUUCGCAACUUUGACUUGCAGCUAGCUCACCCGAUGAAGCCGUGGCACUCUUUGAGCUGGUCUGUCUGGGUCGACGAGAACAUGUACUUGAAGGCCACAGAAGCUACGUAG